CUCAUCAGAGUCGUAACAAGCUCAAUAAAAGUACAAGGAGUCUUAGCUUAUGUUUGUGUUGUGCUGUUCUACUGUGGAUUAAUAUCUCUAAAAGUCCUUAACAGUAUUGUAUUGCUGGGGAAAUCCUGUCAAUAUGUAAAGGAGGCAAAAAUGGAAGAGAAAUUAUUCAAUGCUGUCCCAACUGCCACCCCAGGGAAGGCGGCUGGCAAACAGCAAAGCAUGUUUAAAUCUACCCAAGGAAUUUUCACAGAUGAAAAUGGAUCUACAUCAGUUACCAAUCAGCCUGUGCAUCAGAAGGAGAAUACGCCGUCUUUACUUGUAACAAGCAAUUCUGAUCAAUUUCUGACAACUCCUGAUGGAGACGAAAAAGAUAUAAGCCAGGACAGUUCAGAAUUAAAACACAGGUCUUCAAAGAAAGACUUGUUGGAGAUAGACAGGUUUACUAUUUGUGGAAACAGAAUUGACUAAGAUUUUUUUUUUUUUUAAUCAAUGUGCUAAGGAUACUGAGCUGUUGGGACAGCAGAUGCUACCAGAAUGGACUGUUGCCAAAAAAGGCACAUAAAUAUUUAUUUAAAAACUUAAAUUAUUAAUGGCAAAAAAUCUUAAUUUCUUUCUACAAGUAACUUGGCUUGGUAUCUGGUCAGGUCAAGUAAGUGAUCUUUAACUUGCCUCUUGGAAAAUGUGAUGGAUCGCGAGUCUCUAGCCUGGUGGCAGAGCUGCAGUAUCACUUUUCUGGAAAACAGACUGGAAAAAAAAGCAUAAUCCUGCUCUGCAUUACGAAACCAUGCUUCCAGAACAUACGACUUUUCAUGAAGGUUCCUCCAGUGUAAGGAUAUUCCUGGAAAUGUAUCACAACUUGAGCAGAAGCUUGUCUUUCCCGUUACCUUGUUUUAUUAAACAUCUGCAAGCAGAAUUCAAAACUUGUGCUUAUCUCAACAAACACAUAAAGCGUUGGUUCAUAAAACAGUCAAGAUAGUUAUUCUUGUCAACAAAAAUAUUUUCAAGGUGUAUCUUGACAAUCUUGUAAUCAGAAUAAAAUUGUCUUUA
Messenger RNA from Mesitornis unicolor (brown roatelo), 1047 nucleotides. RefSeq names its product transmembrane anterior posterior transformation protein 1 homolog. NCBI's taxonomy places the organism in Eukaryota, Metazoa, Chordata, Aves, Mesitornithiformes, Mesitornithidae. The annotation marks the transcript as partial. The transcript has 3 exons. The record is from RefSeq and is a predicted model, not a curated record.